Messenger RNA from Nymphalis io (European peacock), 1919 nucleotides. It is a transcript of the gene Yif1, whose product is annotated as protein YIF1B. Gene Ontology annotation, cellular component: Golgi membrane; endoplasmic reticulum-Golgi intermediate compartment; COPII-coated ER to Golgi transport vesicle. Lineage: Eukaryota; Metazoa; Arthropoda; Insecta; Lepidoptera; Nymphalidae. The coding region runs from base 154 to 1266 and encodes 370 amino acids. The record is from RefSeq and is a predicted model, not a curated record. The transcript is spliced from 7 exons. Gene Ontology annotation, biological process: endoplasmic reticulum to Golgi vesicle-mediated transport.
AAAUCUGCAGUGUAGUGUCAAUUUGUCAUAUAUCGUGAAAUUUGUCGUUUGGUUUUGGUGAUGUGUUUCAAUCGACGAGUUGAAAAAUAAAUUAAGUUAAUUAAACUUUUAUUAUGUCGGUAUAUUAGCGUUAAUCAAAUCUCAGUGAGAAACAUGAAUUUUAACGCUUCAAGGAAUGUUGGUCAGGCUAGUGGUCCCCGUAAAGCAAAAAGGGUGAGCGAUGUUUCAGUUAUGGGAGCUCCAAGUCCAACUCAAGCAUUUAGUCCUCCUGGUACCUAUGAACAAGGUUAUGCACCAGCAGGACCGCCACCACCAUACCAACCAGGUAUCCAAUUUGAUACCAAUCAGGAUUUCGCAUCUCCUGCACCUGCGCCUCCUGGGAAUUUUGGAUAUAUGGCAGGAUAUCCACAGACUAUGCCAACACCAGCAAAUAUCGGCUCUAUGAUACAACAGCCAAUUAUACAGGACAUGGCGAUGCAGUACGGCAACCAGCUGGCGGCGCAGGGUCGCGAGGCCGUGUCCCGCGAGCUGGGCCGCUUCGUGCCCGUGUCCCGCCUGCGGUACUACUUCGCGGUGGACACCAGAUACGUGCUGCGGAAGCUCAUUCUCAUCAUAUUCCCCUAUACUCACAAGGAGUGGAUGGUGAAGUACGACCAGGAGAGCCCCGUGCAGCCGCGGUAUGACGUCAACGCGCCCGACCUCUACAUCCCCUCCAUGGGAUACGUCACGUACGUGCUGCUCGCGGGGUUCAUGCUCGGUAUCCAACACAGAUUCUCUCCGGAACAGAUAAGCAUACAGGCAUCAAGUGCUCUCGCCUAUAUAAUAUUCGAAAUGGUGCUGUACUUGAUGACGCUAUACAUCACCAAUACUACGACGGCGCUGAAGACCCUGGACCUGCUCGCCUUCUCUGGCUACAAGUACACCACAAUGAUAGCCAGCUUGUUGGCUGCAUUGCUCCUGGGCAGCAUGGGCUACUACUGCAGCCUUGUGUAUUGCAGCUUGGCGCUUUCAUUUUUUCUGGUGAAAACCCUUCGACUGCAGUUAUUAGCAGGGUCUCAAGGGCCUGAGCAGCCAGCAUAUGGAGGCUAUCCCAGCAAUUAUGGCAAUCCAAACCCAUACACCGAUAACUGGGCAAAGCCCUCCAGCAGUGGCACUAAGAGACGAGUGUACUUCCUUCUGUUUGUUGCGAUAACCCAGCCAUUAUUAUCCUGGUGGUUAACAUACCAUCUUGUGCCUUCUGCACCUUCAAUACCACCAGCUCGAUAGCGGAACAAAAUAACCCAUGAACAUCCAAUGGGUUGAACUUUUCAAGUGUCUGGAUUCAAUUUUAGUGCAGUGUGAUAUUUUUAUGUGUCAAUAGUUAAUAUUGUAAUAAUAUAAAGAUUUUGGGCCUUUAUUGAGACAUUUUACCUUUUUUACUUUAUUAAUAAGAUAACAAUCACUUGUUGUUUUCUUGUAGUUUUGAUUAGUAUAGUAGUUGUUGUUGCACAGAUAUUCAAUAGAAGGUUGGGAAGUAAUGCUUCGGUACUCUCGGUAUCUUCAACGGAACAUAUUUUUAUACAUAUGUUAAAAUUAGUCGAAAGUAUUAUGAAUCCCUUCAAAUAGCAGAGUAAAUAUUAUUAGUUAAUACACUUUUUGAUCUGACAUAUUAAAUAAUACUAAAAAUGAAUUAAGGCACUUCGAAAUUAACGUCUAAGAAACUAAAAAAAAUAUAUAUUGCAGAUAAAAUAUAUUUUAUUUGUGACGUUAUGUGAUAGAAAUGCAAUUACAAUUAACACGAAGCUGACUGAAUUUGGCGGGAAUGAUAAAUUUCUAACUUAAUUACACUGUAUACUAAAUUAUUUGGUACUUACAUUGAAACUGAAAUAUACUUAUACCGUGUAAUAAUUAUGUAAACAAUAAAGAAAUGUUAAAACUUC